Molecule: messenger RNA, 507 nt
Organism: Erigeron canadensis
Lineage: Eukaryota; Viridiplantae; Streptophyta; Magnoliopsida; Asterales; Asteraceae
Exons: 1
Coding region: 1-507 (168 amino acids)
Source: RefSeq, a predicted model, not a curated record
AUGAGGUUCCCAGAGAAAUGGUGCAAUUGGGUUUACAACAUUCUAUCUACAACCAGGUCCUCAAUUCUGGUCAAUGGGUCUCCCACUUUUGAGUUCCAGUGCCAUAAAAGUAUGAGACAAGGAGACCCCAUCGCCCCUUUUCUGUUUAUCAUGGUUAUGGAAGCUUUCCCGGUAAUGCUUAAUAGAGCUUUAGCUUUUAGUAUCAUCAAAGGUGUCGACAUUGGGAACGACGGGUUAUUAUUAUCUCACAUGCUUUAUGCCGAUGACUACGUGUUGGUUGGGGAAUGGGAGUCUGAUAACUUAAAAAACAUCACCGGGAUUUUAAGAGUCUUUAACUUAUGUUCCGGGUUAAAGAUUCAUCUUGGUAAAUCGAAUUUAUUUGGCAUUGGGGUUGAUGAGACUGAAGUAACUGAUAUGGCGAGAGUGGUUAAUUGCUCGACUGGUUUCCUACCGUUCAAACAUCUAGGUAUUUGGAUAGGAGCUAAUAUGAAUAAGGUGGCGAACUGA